Dipodomys spectabilis (banner-tailed kangaroo rat) is the source of this 1020-nucleotide messenger RNA. Its product is annotated as extensin-like. Lineage: Eukaryota; Metazoa; Chordata; Mammalia; Rodentia; Heteromyidae. The coding region runs from base 1 to 1020 and encodes 339 amino acids. The transcript has 2 exons. The record is from RefSeq and is a predicted model, not a curated record.
AUGGCGGGAAGCGAUGACGGCAAGGGAUGGCAGCGCGCCGGCUCGGUCUCCUCUCCACAGGCUGACUACACGGGAGAGGAAUUCCGCCGGCCAGUGUCUAGACUGCGGGGACCGGGGACGCAGCGAGGUGCAGCCAGGAGCCAGGGUGGAGGCAGAGGCAGAGGCGGGCUCUGCUGCCACCUGGCGGGCGGUCACAGCCUGCGCUUGCAGCCUCAGCCCCCGACUCCGGCCCCCCUCACUAACCCGGACCCCGACUCAGGCCCCCCGGACCCUGACUCCGGCCCCCGGACCCCCGACUCCGGUCCCCGGACCCCCGACUCCGGCCCCCGGCCCCCGACUCCGGCCCCCGGACCCCGACUCCGGCCCCCGGACCCCGACUCCGGCCCCCGGACCCCCGACUCCGGCCCCCGGACCCCGACUCCGGCCCCCGGACCCCGACUCCGGCCCCCGGACCCCCGACUCCGGCCCCCGGCCCCCGACUCCGGCCCCCGGACCCCGACUCCGGCCCCCGGACCCCGACUCCGGCCCCCGGACCCCCGACUCCGGCCCCCGGACCCCGACUCCGGCCCCCCGACUCUGACCCCCGAACUCCGACUCCAGCCCCCCCGGACCCCCGACUGCAACUCGCUCUCCUCAGCCAGCUUCGACCCCACCAACCGCGCUCCUUCCCGAGAGAACCCCGCGCCCCAACUCCAGCCCCAGCCUCCGUCCGCCGGCGCCGAGCCCCAGGCCGGCGGCGGAGCCCCGACGGCGCGGGCGACCUUACCUGCGCUCGGCCGCGGCCGCCUCAGUCCCGCCGCGCAGCCGAACCCGCCGCCCCGGCCCGCCGGCGCUCUCCCCUCCGCAGGGCGGGGCCUGCUGCCGGGGGCGGAACCCAAGGGUCCCGCAAUGACCAAUCACAAGCCACGACUGCAGAGGCCGGAGCCGGGGGCGGGGCGCGGAGCCGGCAGCGGGGUAGGCUGCGCGGAGGAGAGAGGGGCGGGGCUUCGGGCCCGGCCAGAGUCGAGGGCGGAGCUGUGA